This is a messenger RNA of Dicrocoelium dendriticum, 386 nucleotides long. NCBI's taxonomy places the organism in Eukaryota, Metazoa, Platyhelminthes, Trematoda, Plagiorchiida, Dicrocoeliidae. The record is from the annotation of a GenBank genome assembly.
GGAUCACGAUUACUGAAUUCAGAUUUGGACUCAGAAGAUCGGAAACGAUGAAAUCCGUCCUCUUCACUCUGGGCGUCCUCAUUCUGAUCAAGGUAUCACUCGCUGUGGCCGAUUCAGCCUCCAGCAUCGUGGAGGAAUUUCGUGAUGCAAUCGGCAUGUGCUCCACUAGAGCUAUAGACAGAAAUUUGACUCUGGAAGAUUGCAGAGAUUGUGUGGCAACCUUGUACAAACGAUGUGUCCUGUUUUGCCGGAAUAGCAUACUGGAGAGAGAUGAUUGCGCAGGUGUGUGCCACGCAGCUCGAAUAUACGGUGUAUUUUCUUGCAAAUCCAACCUGAAUUGAUGUAUAUGUAGAGAAAAUGUCCUAGUGAAAUAGAUUGCAUGUAAC